ACGAGGCUCAGGAAGCGGCUGCAGCCAUGGGGGGGGCGAGGGGAGUGGCCAGGGCACGGGGUCUGGAUCACGUGGUGCAGCUCAACGUGAUGCAGGACAAGGAGAAAACAGAGAUGUUGCAGUUUGCUCUCUCCCUAUUGGCUGCCCACGCCUCCUUUUUCUCCCAUGGCCACACCGCAGCCGCCUCGUCCCAACCAUUCCGGACGAGCCUGGGAACACAGUUGGAGCAGAUGGAGUUGGAAGCAGCGCGGAGGCAGCGGGACCUGGAGCAGAGGCACGCGCUGCUGCUGCAGCAGGACCUGACGCAGGAGGUGGUGGGCGUGGCCAGCGGGGGGGGCGGGGCCUGAUGCCCCCCCCAUGGAGGGCUAUCUGUACAAGAGGGCCAGCAACGCCUUCCGCACCUGGAGCCGGCGCUGGUUCUCCAUUCAGAGCAACCAACGGGUGUACCUCAAGCGGGCCCAGG
This is a messenger RNA of Lagopus leucura (white-tailed ptarmigan), 463 nucleotides long. Its product is annotated as arf-GAP with coiled-coil, ANK repeat and PH domain-containing protein 1-like. Gene Ontology annotation, molecular function: protein binding; GTPase activator activity. The transcript is spliced from 6 exons. The record is from RefSeq and is a predicted model, not a curated record. Gene Ontology annotation, cellular component: cytoplasm. NCBI's taxonomy places the organism in Eukaryota, Metazoa, Chordata, Aves, Galliformes, Phasianidae. Bases 27 to 347 code for a protein of 106 amino acids.